Molecule: messenger RNA, 1567 nt
Organism: Jatropha curcas
Lineage: Eukaryota; Viridiplantae; Streptophyta; Magnoliopsida; Malpighiales; Euphorbiaceae
Product: putative glycosyltransferase At5g03795
Molecular function (GO): glycosyltransferase activity
Source: RefSeq, a predicted model, not a curated record
CGAACAGGCUCUGCCCAUCUGUCGUGGGAAGCAGAGUCCUCCAUGGAUUUUAGUUCCAUUGUGAGAUACUCUCCCAAUUUCACUGCAAUUCUGACUCUUAACACAUACAUAUGGAUUUGAAUUUCAAUUCUAUAUAAAUAAUUACGCAAGGCCUUCUAUUCUGCCUCACUUUCUCUGUCAAUUUUCCCGAGAAAAUAAUUAACAAAUAAUACUGACCAGCAGCCAUGAGAAAUCCCUUCCACCAGCCUUCACUUCAACUCUACGCUUUCUUCAUCCUUUGCAUAAUCACUCUGUCUUCGAUACGCGCUUCUCACUCUUUAUGUCUCGGCGAUAUAUGUAGAUGGCCUCGGGUCCCAUCUGAAAUUUAUGGUGAAGUAUUUCACUCACCUCGAGCUUUCGAGAAGGAUUAUAAUUAUAUGAAAAGGAACUUGAAGAUCUUUGUAUACCCAAUUGAUGGCUAUUGUCAUGACCCUAUAAGGCAUUUCGGGUUUGAGCAUGCUAAAUUUGAACCAAUGCAUUAUACUGAAAGGACAUUCUUUAAUAAUUUAGUUGAUAGUCAGUUCUUCACUGCAAAUCCAGAUCAGGCUCAUCUCUUCUUUAUUCCUAUUAAUUGUCUUCAGGGAGCGAAUAUGAGAGAUACUAUCCAGGAUUUUGUCCAGAGUUUGAUUUUGAAAUAUCCUUACUGGAAUAGAACUUCAGGUGCUGAUCAUUUUUUUGUGGCUUGCCAUGACACUCAUGUCAAAGCAACUGAAGCAAUUCCACUGCUGAAGAACUCAAUUCGAGUUGUUUGCUCGCCGAGUUCUGAUGCUGAAUAUAUUCCAGGUAAGGAUGUUUCCCUUCAACAUAUACAGCCAUUUCUCAGUCCAUCUGGAGGAAAAGGUGUUGAGAACAGGACUUUCUUAGGUUUCUGGGUAGGUACAGUCGAUUCAAUAUUAAGACGUGGAUUGGUAAGUCUUUGGAACGCAGAUAAUGUACUGCACAUCCAGAACAACCACAUGGGUAAGAAUGGCAGCAAACAAAUCAUAUACGGAUUCGGCCAUGAAAAAUUCUACUGGUCUAAGUUCUGUAUCUGUCCGAGGGCAUUUGGUCCGUACGCAUCUCAAUUAGUAGCUACUCGUAUAGCAUUAUCAAUUCAUUAUGGAUGUGUUCCAGUUAUCUUGGACGAAAACUUUGCUCCACCAUUCAGUGACAUUCUUAACUGGCAGAAGUUUUCUGUGAUGCUAGAAAAGAGAAAUGUACAUAAUUUAAAAGAGAUCCUUCAGCGAAUACCAGAUGAUGAAUAUGAAGCCUUGCAGAAGAACACUGUUGAGGUCCAGAAGUACUUAUCCUGGAAAUUUCCACCAGAAAAUUUUGAUGCAUUUCACUUGGCAAUAUAUGACCUGUGGCUGCGCCUUCCCUUAAUUGAUUCGCCCUUGAGUAAAUAUUAUUUCAAUUUAAAUGUGGAAAAAAGCUAUUUAGUAAAAAAAUUGUAACUUUAAAGUAUUAUAUUCCUUACUAUUUUCAAUUUGGAUCCUAAGAACAUUAUGUUACAAUGCUAUUCACAAUUUUGAUAUGCGUUUUACAUUUA